AAACAACUCGCCAUCACGCUUUAAAGGGCAGAGUUGUGCGAACUCCCAGGCAGUGGGGAGUUGUAAUCCAGCUAGCAAACCCUCUCGUGGAAGCAAAGUGGCCUGGAAAUCACACACGCGCAACGUCGACCUAAUUCUUUUAUAAACGCUGCACUUUGAACAGUCUAUAAGAAGCCAAGCGGAAGCCUGCUAUUGCAAGAGGUACCUACUGUAAUUUUCCAUGAUCCAGAACCUCUGCCCGGUUCAGGAAGGAUAUUCAUUUGAGCCCCAAGAACCUGAUCUUUCCGCUUUCCCAUCACACAAGUCACUGCUGCCUUGAAGGUUUUUGUUUUUGGUUUUUUUUCAGUGCCGUGGGGGCAAAAAACAACUGAAACGGAAAUUAUCUUUGCCACUGAAGCAGCUAUGCAGCUUGAAAUUCAAGUAGCUCUCAACUUUAUUAUUUCCUAUUUAUACAAUAAACUCCCCCGACGACGUGUGAAUAUCUUUGGCGAGGAACUGGAGAGCCUGCUGAGGAAAAAGUAUGAAGGCCACUGGUAUCCGGAUAAGCCAUACAAAGGUUCGGGGUUCCGCUGCAUCCACAUAGGGGAGAAGGUGGACCCCGUGGUGGAGCAGGCGGCAAAAGAGAGCGGGCUGGCCAUCGAAGACGUCCGCAAUAACCUCCCUCCGGACCUUAGCGUGUGGAUUGACCCGUUUGAGGUCUCCUACCAGAUCGGUGAGAAGGGAGCGGUCAAGGUGCUGUAUGUGGACGAUAACGGCGAGAACGGCUCUGAGCUGGACAAGGAGAUCAAGAACAGCUUUAAUCCCGAGGCGCAGGUCUUUAUGCCAAUCGCGGAGCCCGCGGGGCCUUCCUCGGAGUCCAGCUCGCCUUCCCCUCCUUUCGGGCAGUCGGCAGCCGUCAGCCCCUCAUUCGUGCCGCGCUCGGCCCAGCCGCUGACCUUUACCACCGCCGCCUUCGCCGCCACCAAGUUCGGCUCCACCAAGAUGAAGAGCGGCGGCCGCGGCAACAACUGCGCCAACGGUGGCAGUAGCACCAAGGCGGCGCGGUUGUCGCCCGUCGGCAACCUGGGUCUGAAUGUCACCACCCUACUGAAGCAGAAAGCCAUCUCCACCUCCAUGCACUCGCUGUACGGGCUGGGCCUCAGUCAGCAGCAGCAGAAGGCGUCUGCUCUGUCCCCCAACGCCAAGGAAUUUGUGUUCCCCAGUCUCCAGGGUCAGGCCAGCCCCGGGCCGGCGUUCCCCACCGAGGGCUCCCUGGGGCUCGGACCUCUGCCGUACAACAAUGCCUUCGACGUGUUCGCAGCCUACGGGAGCCUCAAUGACAAGUCCCUCGUGGAUGGCCUCAACUUCAGUCUGAGCACCAUGCAGUAUUCUAACCAGCAAUUCCAGCCUGUCAUGGCGAACUAAACUCCGCACGCAGAUGGUUAUUUAUGAAUGACGGUGGCUCGGAAGCGAGAGGAAAAACGAAGCGCACACUUUGGAAACUGGACUGCUAGCGAGUCGUCCGGCAAGCGCAUGUGCCCAAGGGUGUGUCUACCGGAAGCCCUUGAGUUGGUUUCUUACUCGGAAAGCGUGUUGUACAAACACAUCCAAGCUCGGUUAUUUCAAUUCAUCGUGUCGUCGUCGUCUUUUUUUUUUUUUUUUUUUUUUUUUGCCAACCAAGCACAACUUUCUUCUUUACCAUGGUGAAGAAAAUACUCCCAAAAAUUAAGAAAAAAGGAAGGGGGGAAAAAAUAAAUCAAACAAGUUUUGGCCUCUUAUACAGUAUUUUACAGUUGGUAAGACGGGGCUGAUUUUUAUGAAUUGGCACUACUACGUGGGGUUGGUCUUUUUCUAAUUGUAUAAUUUAAUUUAGUACUAAGUUUGUAAGAUAUCAGAGUAUAUAUUGUUUCUAUGACAUGGUGUUGCAUUUAUAUCUUUUUACUACUCCAGUGAUCUGUGAUGGCUGCAGCAGCUUUUCCUUAUUUUUCUUUUUUAAAAGAAAUCCAUCGUAAAAAAGAAAUACACCAGAUAUUCUAAAGAUUGUGUACAGUGUAUUCCUUUCGUGGUGGAAAUCAAGUGUAGGAAUAUUUGCUAUUUCUGAAAGAUGAAUUGUAUUUUCUGUUAAGAGGUUGACGAUUUUGCUAUACUAUGGACAACAAAUGUAAUUGUAUGGAUAUUAAUUUUGUACCUACAUUGUGCAAUACUUGAUGAAAAAAAUACGGUAUAACAAAGUAUUUUGAGUCAGUGUCUUACAUGUCAAGAGGGACUGAAAUAGUUUAUAUUGUUAAGUUUGUAUUAAAUGCUUAAAAAAGAAAUCUAUGCUUGUCUUUUAUUUUUUUUAAUUUCAUAUUUGCACCCUGGUCUUUUUAAUAAAAUAAACAGUUGCAAGA
Phycodurus eques (leafy seadragon) is the source of this 2369-nucleotide messenger RNA. It is a transcript of the gene tob1b, whose product is annotated as transducer of ERBB2, 1b. Gene Ontology annotation, biological process: regulation of gene expression. The coding region runs from base 403 to 1404 and encodes 333 amino acids. Lineage: Eukaryota; Metazoa; Chordata; Actinopteri; Syngnathiformes; Syngnathidae. Gene Ontology annotation, molecular function: transcription corepressor activity. Gene Ontology annotation, cellular component: nucleus; cytoplasm. The transcript has 2 exons. The record is from RefSeq and is a predicted model, not a curated record.